Saprolegnia parasitica CBS 223.65 is the source of this 743-nucleotide messenger RNA. RefSeq lists its product as hypothetical. Bases 99 to 686 code for a protein of 195 amino acids. The record is from RefSeq and is a predicted model, not a curated record. The transcript has 4 exons. NCBI's taxonomy places the organism in Eukaryota, Oomycota, Saprolegniomycetes, Saprolegniales, Saprolegniaceae.
UCAUUGUAUCGGAAAGAGGCUUAAGUAACGUCACGUGCAGACAGGCCGUAUCCCACGCGUGUCUAACGCACCAUUUUUCGAAGCGCCGCGGCCCAAGGAUGGCCAGCAUGGACAGCGCGACGCAGCAGUCGGGUACCGCCGCCGCUAUCCUCUGCCUUGGCGUGCACGCGAUCGUCUUCUGGCUCCUCCGCGUGAUGGCGCUGACCUCGCACAUCCUCGCUGUCGCCUUUGCCGCUGUCAGUCUACCGCUCUGCUUGAAGCUCACGUACGACGUUGUGGCCAUUUGCAUGGACGACGAGCCGCCGUCAUCGGCGCGGGGCGAGCGCCAGCAACUCCUCUUGUCCCGCGCCCACCUUCAGCUGCUUCUCACGGACCGCGACUUCGACUCGAACGAUUACGAGCAGCUGCUGCAGCUCGAUGAGCACAACGUUGCGAAAUCCCAUGGCGCCAGCGAAGGCGACAUUGACCGGCUGCCCGUCGUGACCGUGACGGAGACGAUGCUGCAGGGCCACAAAGAGGCCACGGGCUCGGACGCCAUCCAAUGUUCCAUCUGCCUCGAGGACCUCGCGGUCGGCGCCCUAGCGCGCAUGGUCCCAUGCUUCCAUCGCUUCCACCCCGAGUGCAUUGACCUGUGGCUUUUUGAGAAGGCCGAGUGCCCGAUUUGCAAAUUCCCCGCCAUCGGCUAAGCGUGCGCUCUGUAUUUAAUAAUUGUUGUGAAAAAUGUACAGCUCCCUAUUUCCUCU